Gymnogyps californianus (California condor) is the source of this 2401-nucleotide messenger RNA. RefSeq names its product UFM1 specific peptidase 2 (gene UFSP2). The transcript is spliced from 12 exons. The record is from RefSeq and is a predicted model, not a curated record. The coding region runs from base 117 to 1541 and encodes 474 amino acids. Lineage: Eukaryota; Metazoa; Chordata; Aves; Accipitriformes; Cathartidae.
GCGCUGCCGCCCUUCAUCCGCCCCCCGCAGCAGCCUUUCCCCAUCGCCCUUGGGUACCGUGGGGGUCUCAGCCUGCGUGGCUUUUGUCAGGGGUUUGUCGGAAGACCUCAUCAUCCAUGAUGAGCCACUAUCAAAAGGUGAUUCUAGAAGCUAUGGACAUACUCUUUAGAAUAAGAGGAGGCUUGGAUCUUGCAUUUCAGCUAGCAACUACUGAUGAGGCAUCAACAAAAAAGGCAUUAGGAUAUGUUUUCAGUGAUCUUGCAAACAAACUGUCCUCAGAUGUUCUUGUAUUAAGAAUUUGCCACAGUUCAGUCUAUGUGUGGCCUAACAAUGGUAUGAACACUGUUCCAGAGCUGACUGAUGAUUCUGCUUGUAAGGAGAUAAGACGAUUUAUACAAUUUGAUCAAGAUGAUGAGACCAAACGAAAGCUUGGCAAAAAAAAGGAUAAAAAGUUUCAAGAUACGCAGCAGGUAGUCAAUAUAGACCUCAUGUUGGAAAUGACGUCUUCAUCAGCUGCUUUGGCUCCAGUCAUUGAAAGGGAAAAUAAGGAACACCACUACAUAAAUAUGACAUUACCAGUUGAUGUUGUUGUAUCUGUUUCUCCAGAAGAAACAUGGGGAAAGGUACAGAAUCUCCUGGUGAAGGCAAUCCACAGGCAAUUAACUGACAUGGAAAGAUGUAUCAUGAAAUAUAUGAAGGGAACAUCAAUUGUGGUACCAGAACAAUUUCAUUUCAUGUUACCAGGAAAAAAUCACCUUGUAACAAUCUCGUAUCCUACAGGUAUUUCAGAUGAUCAACUGGAAAGUUACAGAAAGGAAUUGCAUGGGUUAUUCAAUCUGCCUUGUGACAGACCAUAUUUCAAGAGAGCAAAUGCUUAUCAUUUUCCAGAUGAACCAUAUAAAGAUGGAUAUCUCAGAAAUCCACAUUUACAUCUUAAUUCACCUGGUACGGAGUCUGGUAUGGUUUAUUCAGUACAUGGUGUAUAUAGUUAUCACCACUAUAUGCAGGAUCGGAUUGAUGACAGUGGUUGGGGCUGUGCCUAUCGGUCUUUGCAGACAAUCUGUUCUUGGUUCAAGCACCAAGGUUACAUUGAUAAACCUAUACCAACACACAAGGAAAUUCAACAGGCACUAGUUGAUGCUGGAGACAAGCCGGCAGCAUUCGUUGGGUCACGGCAAUGGAUUGGUUCGAUUGAGGUACAGCUUGUUUUGAAUCAGCUUUUUGGAAUAACAUCAAAAAUAUUAUUUGUCAGCCAGGGUUCUGAACUAGCAUUGCAGGGAAGAGAGCUUGCUAACCAUUUCAAGACUGAAGGAACUCCAGUUAUGAUUGGUGGAGGUGUUUUGGCUCACACAAUAUUAGGAGUGGCUUGGAAUGAGAUUACAGGGCACAUAAAAUAUUUGAUUCUAGACCCACAUUACACCGGAGGAGAAGAUCUGCAUGUUAUUUUGGAAAAGGGCUGGUGUGGAUGGAAGGGCCCGGAGUUUUGGAACAAGGACGCCUAUUAUAAUCUGUGCCUACCUCAACGACCAAAAACUAUUUAAAUUCCACUUGUAUGCUGGAACAUGUUAAGCCAGAAUACUAGCUGAUCUAGAUAUAACUGUCUUGUUAUUUACCAAAAUAUGCUUUAAGUCAAUCAAAACCCAGUUGAAAUAGAAAAGUUGCUUGAGUAAUUUAAAUUAAGAAUUUUUUUUUUUAAAUGAAACCUCUAAAAAUAAGAGUUAUCUGAUGUGAACUGUAUUUCUUACAAAUACAUUUAUUAGGUAACUAAUACUCUUGUCUUUUGGCUAGGACAAUUUUAUGUUUAUAUAGCAAUUUUUGUUGUGCUAAAGUCUUUACAGAUUAAAUGCCCAGUCCUUUUAUUUUAUGGACUUCUUUCUUGCACAAGAGAUGAACUGUCCUAUACCUUUCAGGUUCCAUAUCGCCAGCUGUCUUGUGCACUAUGAAUCUCUUCAAAGGCAUCAUUUGGUGCUGUUGAUAACAGCAUUUUAGAAGAGGAGUGGGAGAAAAAUGGCUAUAUGUACUGAAUUUUAUAAACUUUGUUCUCAUAUUUAUGCAGAAAAAAAUGUGAGAGAAUUAAUUGUUAUAUGCUCAUUUAUUUACAGCUGUAUGAAUACAACUAUUCGAGGGGGGAAAAAAAAAGAAAACAAAACACAACAGUCUUCUGUGAGAAGUAAAAAUAAAAGAGCUUUUCUCCUUCUCAGAAGGAGACAAUGUACCAGCAUACACAUCUGACUGCUCAAUGUAUAGUCCAGUCGUGUUUCUUCAGACUUCGGAUUCCCCUUGAUUUCAUUUUGGGAUUACAAGCUGUUUCAUUUGUCAGCUAGGAGACAAGAUCCGUCAUAUGAACAAACGAGUAAGUCUGUAGCUACUCCCAUCAGUACAUCAGUAAAAGUACCUACGA